Talaromyces atroroseus is the source of this 279-nucleotide messenger RNA. RefSeq lists its product as hypothetical. Lineage: Eukaryota; Fungi; Ascomycota; Eurotiomycetes; Eurotiales; Trichocomaceae. The coding region runs from base 1 to 279 and encodes 92 amino acids. The record is from RefSeq and is a predicted model, not a curated record. The transcript has a single exon.
AUGGGUAGCUCGAUGCCACCUGGCACGAGGCCCGGGGCUAUCAGGUCUGAAACCUACGAUGCCAUGCUCGAAUACCUUGAAGAACUUAGUGAGAAAGCUACUGAGAGCCAUACAACUGCGCUUAUGAGACAGCAGACAAAUCCGUCUCCAGAAGAUGGAGGUGGAAACGAUUGGAAGCGAAAAGAACUUUCAUUCAUGGUACGGCAGCGUAAAGUUGCCUUCCAGUCUUCGCUCGCUGAGCAUUUCAUUGAGCUUGUGUUACACUCACUGAUCCAGUGA